Molecule: messenger RNA, 663 nt
Organism: Nannizzia gypsea CBS 118893
Lineage: Eukaryota; Fungi; Ascomycota; Eurotiomycetes; Onygenales; Arthrodermataceae
Exons: 4
Source: RefSeq, a predicted model, not a curated record
CUGGUGGCUGCGGAUGAAGUAUCGAUUGCUACCUGCGUGGGAGCCUCAUUCGUCUCGGCCAUCGAAACAAGCGGCCCUUCUUUGCGCUCCUUCGACUCUAACCGCUCUCGCCAAGUACUCUCAUCGCUGAACCGUCGCUUUGCUAGAGGAGACGGGUUAAAGGAGACCUUAAGAACCUGUAAGAUAUCCCAAUAUAGCGUUCGCGCGACACUCCUCUUCGCUCUCUCUACCCUGGUGAGGAGUAUUUUGUCGUUAUUAGAUACGAGACUGAGUACUUUUGGCACCAAAAUAGGCGCUUACGGGAGCCUUAACUAUCGUAUACCAGACCUAGCCGAUCCAGACCCUCUUCGCUAUGCAAUACUGGCAUGUAUUGCUGAGGCCUUAGUACUAGCGCUAAACUGGCGUCUGAGUCUUAGUAUGCGUAGAAACGGAAACCACAUUCAUCACCAGCAUGGAAGUGACCCUUACCCACCUUAUAACCCUUUACUAAUGCCAUCCUGGACGAGAGAUGUGCCAGCUGUACCUACUAGCUACCUCCGCUUAACAAUGCCAGAGAGCAAACUGGACUUCGAAGGUCGGUUAGUCCUUAUAGACGAAGGGAAGAGUGAGAUAUUUCGAAAGAGAAAUAUCAUUGCGUCAGAAUAUAGAUUCUAUACUAUCUAA